CGCUGCUGUGAGUGCCCACGCCUUGUUGUUACUCACUGCAAAUAGACUGGUUUCUCUAAAAUGCCGCCUUUCUUCUGAGUUUCAGGUGGUUUAAUAAAUGAAAUAGCAUCAGCAUACAUUAAAAUGUGGAUACUGACACCCCUGCAGUCUGAAGGUGAGACCUACUAUCUUGUGUCCAGUAAGGAGUAUGUGGUGGGACGCAAGAACUGUGACAUCAUCCUAACCAGCGACCAGUCCAUCAGCAGGGCUCACGCUCACCUCACUGCUGCUGACCAGACACUGACUCUGAAAGACACCUCCAAGUAUGGUACCUUUGUCAACAGCCAGCGUCUGAAAGAAAACACACCAAUGAACCUGAAGUCAUGGGACGAGGUCACGUUUGGGGUUUUCCACAGUAAAUUCAGUGUGGUCCAUUUGAAGCCGGUGGUGUGUUCAUCAUGUUUGGACAAUGAUGGCAAAGCAUCACUCUCUCAGGCUCUGUCGGCUUUGGGUGGAAAUCUGGUCAACACCUGGACUGAGGACUGCACCCACCUGGUCAUGCCCACUGCUAAAGUCACCAUCAAGACUAUCUCUGCUCUGCUGUGCUGCCGUCCCAUCGUGAAGCCAGAGUUCUUCUCAGAACUCAGCAAAGCCGCUCAGCAAAAAAAACCUCCUCCUAAAGCUGAGAGUUUCAUCCCUGAGAUCGAUGAGCCUAGCCUCAGUAAAGAGGAUGUCAACCUUGGAGCGAUUGAACUUCGCAAACAGCUUUUUGCUGGAAAGACUUUCGUCUUCCUCAGUGCUAAACAGAUGAAGCGCCUGAGUACAGCAGUGAGUUUUGGAGGUGGCAGAAGUCGACUGCUGGAGGAGAACCGUCUGCCCACAGACCUGCUGGAGUCUCAGCAGAGCUGUGUAGUGGAUACUUCAACAGGCAGCUCCCAAACUCUGCUGCCCUCCUCUGCUAAUGAGUGGGCAAACUCUGUGAAGAAUAUUGUUCAAAGAAAAGGCCUCCGAGUCAUCACAGAGUCUGAAAUUGGUUUGGCUGCCAUCUAUGCUUCCUGUGACAAAUACUGCAAUCCAUCUAGUCUAAUACCGGUCUCAGAGACAGCUCCAAAAGUUCCAACCAGAAUUCCAAGUGCUUCGCUGUCUCGCGUAGCAGUGGAUGAGACAGUGUUACCUGCUGCAUCUCAGAACAUCACAGCAUAUGCAGCGAACACAGACACAUCCCAAAGGACGCAGCGAUGUGUAGUGACAGAGGUGACAGCAGUGGGGGAGACUCCUGAGAAGAAGCAGAGCAGUCAGUUUGGUGGAUCCAAACCUGAAGCGCAGAAGAAGACCAGACAGUGUGUCGUGGACGACACGAUGAGCUCAUCAUUCAACACUUUUGAGAAAACUGACUUAGAGAGGAAGAGGCCUGAGUCCAAACCGACAGUUUCAGGUGAAAGCAGUGGUGGCCUUUUGUCCCAGCCAUCUUUUCCAAAGCCCAUAAAAACAUUCCUGCAGAAGGAAUCUCCUCAGAAACAAAGAGUCUCUGCACAAGCUUCCCCACAGAAACAGUCAACCCUGACCACUUUCUUUCAACCUGUCAACAAGAAAAGACCUAUGGAGGACGAUCUCUCUGCUGUUAUGUCAGAGCCCAAACGACCAGUACUGGAAUCAUACCCGCAACAGAAACAACACUCCUCCGUAGAAAGCAGCUCGCGUUCAGAGAGAGUCCCUGCAGUAACUUCUCAGGAGUCAGCAGGAGAUCUUUUUGUAGUACCGCCAGAGGCUGAGUCACACAGGGUCUCCCACUCCAUCCAGGAUGGACCACGGAGUGGGAAGAGGAAGGAGAUGGAAGCAGAGAUACAAAUGGAUGAACUGGAGUCUAUUAUGUCCGAGGAUAUGGACUUCUUUGAUGAACCUCCAUCAGGUAAACGAGUAGAGAAGGCCCGGAGUGUAACAAUCAGCUCAACGGAACAGAAACACUUUGUGAAUACUGGGAAGACUUCAUCAAUAAGCAAGAGGCAACGGAUCGAUGUAGAAGAACAUGAAAGAAUUGAAAGGCCUCAGACAAGCCUGCAAGAGGAGUCAGGUUCCAAAAUGCAACACAAUAAACCAUCUGGAAAUAUAACCUCCAUCAAGACAGAGCGGGUCAGUCCUGAGUACAGGAAAUCUUAUCAUGAGUCCAGUGUAGCUGCAAAAGUGCUAAGUAAAGAAAUAGAGCCUUUUGAAGAUGACGAGGCAUUUCUUAAGGAUUUGAAUCAACUCAAGGGAGACAUCUGCCAGCCCAAAGAAGAGAAACCGAUGCCUUUAAAGCCUGUAAUGAUAAAACAGGAGGUCCAAGAGGAGUCAAAGAUUGAUGAAGACCUUCCUCAAAAGCUGGUGUUGGUGGAGUUCCGAUCCCUCACUGUCACCGUUACUCCCAAAAACAAACCACAGAGGAUGACGGACAAUGGCUUCACAAAGAACUUCAAACGUUUCCGCAAGAUGAAUGUGCCAGGUGCACAGGGCCAGGCGCUAACCCACAUCAUCGGAGGCUCCGAUCUGCUGGUUCAUAACAGGGGCAAGAACUCUGAUCUGGAUGAAUGGCUGAAAGAUGCAGCGGAGGAGGAGCGUCAGAGCAAGCAGGACGAGAGUGUUGGAGAUGACCUCUUCAGGUACAACCCGACCAAAUUCACCAGGAGAAGAUGAGUCGCCUCCAUGUUGACAUCCUGCAGAGUGAAUUAAUUUUCAAAAAGGCAAGGAUGUAUGUCAAACCCUACGACACUUUAUUAAGCAUCUGCAUUUCAGCUAUAAUGCUAAUGAAUGUAGUUAGCAUAGUUCAUGUUCGUUACAUGAUUGUAAUAUAAACGGAUUGGAGUUGUUUGCCAAUGUUGCGCUCUUCCUGUUCUCUUAUUCUGUUGUUUUGUGCAUACUCUUCACUAAUGAAGCCGCUGACACCAGGAAAUGUAAUAAAACAGUCUCACGUUCA
Messenger RNA from Labrus bergylta (ballan wrasse), 2929 nucleotides. RefSeq names its product nibrin (gene nbn). Gene Ontology annotation, cellular component: nucleus; Mre11 complex. The record is from RefSeq and is a predicted model, not a curated record. Gene Ontology annotation, biological process: double-strand break repair via homologous recombination; mitotic G2 DNA damage checkpoint signaling; telomere maintenance. Lineage: Eukaryota; Metazoa; Chordata; Actinopteri; Labriformes; Labridae. Gene Ontology annotation, molecular function: damaged DNA binding; protein binding.